Molecule: messenger RNA, 1532 nt
Organism: Toxorhynchites rutilus septentrionalis
Lineage: Eukaryota; Metazoa; Arthropoda; Insecta; Diptera; Culicidae
Exons: 3
Coding region: 111-1532 (473 amino acids)
Molecular function (GO): zinc ion binding; nucleic acid binding
Source: RefSeq, a predicted model, not a curated record
AACAUUUCGGGUGAGUCGAUUUUCACUAUUCUCGUUUCACUUGUGUGCUAACUGAAAUUUAAUCAGCUUUUACGGUGAACUAGUACCUUUUAAUUGCUUUGCCUUUUGAUAUGGCUAAUGUGAAUGUAACAGCCACUAUUGAACCCUAUCGUAAGGGUAUGCCUUUUGGCGAAUGGGUCGAAAGAUUAGAAUUUUAUUUCACCUUGAACGAUGUUGUCGAUGAGGCUAAAAGAGCAUAUUUUGUAACCCUCAGUGGUCCGGUAAUAUUCCACGAGUUAAAGUUACUCUUCCCAACUAGAAAUUUGGUUACGGUGUCCUACGAUGAUAUGAUCGCCAGGUUACGGACCAGGUUAGAUAAAACUGAAUCUGACCUGAUCCAAAGAUUAAAAUUCAACAAUCGCAUGCAACAACCGGAUGAAUCAGUUGAAGACUUUGUUCUGUCGGUCAAGCUACAGGCAGAGUUCUGCUCUUUUGGCGAUUUCAAAGAUCUCGCUAUUAGAGAUCGUAUUUUGGCGGGGGUGCGUGAAAAAUCCCUCCGAGGAAGAUUAUUAAAUGAGGAAAACCUUACUCUUGCCAUAGCAGAAAAAAUUAUUGCAACCUGGGAGCUAGCCGGUAAAAAUGCAAAAAAUUUGAAUAGUAAUAACGAAGACCAAUAUGGUCAGAUAGUUUCAAUGCAACAAGCUUCCCCAAAGAUAGGAUCAGCUAUGAAUAAAUUGAUGGCAGUUUGUAACGCAGUUAAUGCAAACAACGAAAGGGAACAUUUAAAUUCGCCUCGGGUACCUCUUAAGGAACGAUUGGGUUACAAGCCAUAUGACCAGAAACUCGACCACACUGUUAGAUCAAGAGGACAAAGCUGGAGAGAAACGGAAAAAUUUCGACCUGGUGAGUGGAGACAGAAGCUGAGCUAUGCGGACGUGAUUUGCCACUUUUGCGGGAUGAAGGGACACGUGAAGCGCAAGUGCUUCAAAUUGAAAAACAUGAGGCGAGGAGCAGUUAAUCUGGUGAGCCAGUAUCAGUCGGGACCAAGUGACGAUCACAGCAUCUCAGAUUUACUAAGCCGUAUGCGGACGGAGGACUCAGACAGCGAUAAUGAAGAUACAGGUGAUUUACUAUGCAUGAUGGUUUCUUCCAUUAACAAAAUAAGCGAUCCAUGUCUAAUUGAAUUAAUUGUUGAGGGUAAAAUUCUUAAGAUGGAAGUUGACUGUGGGUCAUCCGUAUCGGUUAUUGGUAAAAAUCAAUAUUUUUCGAUUUUCAAUGAACCCUUAAGUAAAUGUACUAAACAACUAAUGGUAGUUAAUGGGCAAAAACUAAAAAUUGGCUUCGAGGCCGAGUUGGAGCUGAAGUCUGACGUUCCUGUAUUCAAAAAAGCGUAUGAUGUACCGUACAGAUUGAAGGAAAAAGUUAUAAAUUACUUGGAUAGAUUAGAAAAGGAAAAAGUGAUUACACCUGUUAAGACCAGCGAGUGGGCUUCUCCGGUAGUAAUUGUGAUUAAAAAAAAUAGCGAAAUAAGGAAGGGACAAGGAACAAUGUAA